Messenger RNA from Helianthus annuus (common sunflower), 1421 nucleotides. RefSeq names its product nuclear pore complex protein NUP205. Lineage: Eukaryota; Viridiplantae; Streptophyta; Magnoliopsida; Asterales; Asteraceae. Gene Ontology annotation, cellular component: nuclear pore. The record is from RefSeq and is a predicted model, not a curated record. The transcript is spliced from 11 exons. Bases 1 to 885 code for a protein of 294 amino acids.
AUGAAAUCGUGGAAAACGUCACAAUGUUGGCCCGAAUUCUACCCUCCUCCGAAGGCCUCUGACAGAGCACAAGUUGAGUCUAAAGAAGUUAGGCUUCCUUAUUCAGGGCUAAUCCCACUUGAUGGUCAGGAUGUUCAAAUUUGGGGAUUACAAGGACUGGGUCCAUUGGAUAUUUUACGCUUUACAUCAGGGCUUUGGCAAUUGUGCUUGAUCUCCGGGCUUCGCCAAAGGCUAAUAUCUCUUAUAAAGGAACUCAAUCGAGAAGAACCAGCUGGUUUGGGUGGGCCCAACUCCGAGCGCUAUAUUCUUGACUCAAGAGGCGCUCUUGUGGAAAGACGGGCUGUUGUUUGUAGGGAAAGACUCAUUCUUAGUCACUGUCUUGUUCUAUCACUACUGGUUGUACGUGCAAGCCCAAAAGAUGUAAAAGAUAUUUUAACAACUUUGAAAGAUAGUGUAGAGGACAUCAGUGGCAGUGCCAACAUUGUAAAGAACCAGAUCACAUUUAGCCUUCUUAUCUCUCUUAUAAUAUCUUUGAUAUCAGAUGCUCUUAGUGCAUCACCAGACGAAAUGUCUAUCUUGUCACGUGAUGCUUCAUUCAGGCGUGAUUUCCAUGAAACUGUGAUGGCUAUUGGAAACGAUCAGAUAAUUGAGGGGUGUAUGCAUUGUGUUAGACUUGCAUGGGCCGUGCAUUUGAUGAUUUUACAAGAUGUAACUGAUGCAAGUGAGAUAAAUAACGAUGUGAGAAAUAUAAAUUCAUGCCUCGAAGUUGUUUUCUCAAAUAACGUUUUCCAGUUUCUGAUUGAUAAAGCUCUUCGAACGCCAGCCUACCAGAAUGAUGAUGAAGAUAUGAUCUACCUUUGCUCCAUAUUACGCUCCUCAAGCUGAAGUGCAACAUAUGCACAUGACAGAUACUACAGCUGCAGAUUAUGCGACAGUGGAAUUGAUUGUCAACACGACAGUCUACCUAAGAAUGAAAAUGGGCUGCAAAUGAGCGAUAAGUCAAAUAUUGAGACUGUACUUGGAAUAAGCUCUGUUCGUUUGCAUGGGUGGGGGCGUGAUCCGGUUAGUUCUAGUAGCACAAUGGGUGCUACUAAAAAAUCAAAGUGUCUUGCUUACGAAGAUUUGGUGGAUGCUUACGAUGAGCUGGUGGAAGAACUUGGAACCAUGAAAGGUAAAUGCGCAAUUAUGGAACAAGCAUUGAUUGAGAAUAAUAUCAUGCCUCGUCCAUCAAGCAUACUAGAACAAUCUCAAUGUGAUACAUUAGAGGGUGUUGAAAACAUUGAUGAGUGAAGGCGAUUUAGUAGAUUCUAUAACUCGUUAGUAACAUAUAAACACUUUUAGUUGUGUUUGUUUUAGUAUUUAAAUUUCUAUAACUAGUACUUUUAUUUGGUUGUUUGUAAGAUUGAUGUUUAUUAGUUUAA